Molecule: messenger RNA, 1056 nt
Organism: Musa acuminata AAA Group (dessert banana)
Lineage: Eukaryota; Viridiplantae; Streptophyta; Magnoliopsida; Zingiberales; Musaceae
Exons: 1
Coding region: 1-1056 (351 amino acids)
Source: RefSeq, a predicted model, not a curated record
AUGGCUGGAAAGCGGGAGGAACACAAAAAGGUUAAGUCAGAGCCCCCCCGACAGCAGCAACCCGCCGCCUCCCGGCGAAGGUUGGACAGACCUGACCCAAGGCCUCCUCUCCCCUCCUUGAAUUCGUCCCGGACUGAAAUAUUCCUACACGAGAAGGGGAAGGGGCUGCUCAAAGACCCUCGCCCGAUGAGGAACCCGCGGGAGCUCGCAGACCGAUCAAGAUAUUGCCGAUUUCAUCGGCAGCACGGGCACGACACUAAGCAAUGCUACGAGCUGAAGAGGCAAAUCGAGGAGCUCAUCCUCAGAGGACACCUGGGCCAGUACCUCCGGCCAAACAAAGAGCAGUCUCCUCGCCCAGAGGGCCCCGUCGAGCGGCGCAUCGAUGUGAUAGCCGGGGGCCCCGCAUCGGGAGGAGGCUCUACGUCAGGCAGGAAGGCGUAUGCCCGAGCCGCCCCCGACGAAGCCUCGGGGCACGAGCUGGAGCCCGAGAUUACCUUUCCAACCGGAGCUGCCGAGCAACCCGACCACGACGACGCCUUGGUAAUAUCUGCCAGGGUAGCCAACGCUCAGAUGAGGAGGAUCAUGGUCGACACGGGGAGCUCGGCCGACAUACUCUACUUCGACGCCUCUCAGAAGCUAGGCUUGGCCAGGAAAAACCUGAGCCCAAUGCGCUUAGCGCUCACCGGUUUCACGGGAGAUUCAAUAUCACCCCUAGGGGCCAUCACUUUGCCCUUGACUCUGGGAACCCCGCCGAGGUCGAAGACGGUGAUGACCACUUUCCUGGUGGUCAACCUCCCUACCGCUUACAAUGCCAUACUCGGUCGGCCGACCCUCAACAAAGUCAGAGCGGUCGUCUCGACCUACUACCAGACCAUUAAAUUCCCAACUCACGCGGGAGUCGGGGAAGCCCCCGAGAAUCCAGGUGGUGCUACCUCACCGCCGUAUCAUUGGGCAAGAAAGCCAGAACCAAGUCACCCCCGGCAGAUACACGGGAAACAAAAAGACCGACUCCUCAUCCCCAGCCGAGGGGGUCCACCGUCGACAUUCCCUUGGUAG